CGGGCUCGCCGCCCCGGGGCGGGGCCGCGCGGGCCGGGAUGGGGCGGUCGCCGCCAGGGCGGUGGUCCAAGCCGGCGAGCGGCGGCGGCGAGCACAGGAGAGCCUGCGGACCGAGGCGCAAGUUUCGGACGCGGCGCCAUGCGCGGCCCCCAGGCCUGGCCGCUGCGGCUGCUCCUGAGGCGGGGCCCAGCCGCCCGCGCCCUCGGGACCCGGCCGCCGCCGACGCGCCUGGCGCCGGCGCGGCUUGGGGACGCGGGGCCGGCGCUCCUCGAGGGUGGCGAAGCCGCGCGAGGCCCGCGGUGCCGGGCGGGCCGCUGCCCGGGCGGGGGUCCCGGCAGCCCCGCGGGCGGCGCGGGCCUGGCGCGGCUCCUGGCGCUGUGGGCGCGGCCCUCCGGACCCUCCAGGUGCGGGGCGCUCGCCGGGUCCGGCGUCCCCCGGCUCCCGCGCGCCGCGCUCCCCGGCGGCCCAGCGGCGGUCGCGCGGGGCGGGGGCGAGACUUGGCUGCGCGAGCCGGCCUUGCUUGCGGCCGCGGCGACCCCCGGACACGACCCGCUGCAGCGGCCCAUGGCUGCCGGGCGCUCGGAGGCCCAGAAGCUCCUAAGGCUGGCGCAGCCCGAGCGCCGGAGGCUGGCAGCUGCAGUUGGGUUUCUGACGGUGUCCAGUGUCAUCACCAUGUCCGCCCCCUUCUUCCUGGGGAAGAUAAUCGACGUCAUUUACACAAACCCCUCUGCGGACUACAGCUCCAGCCUGACCAGCCUCUGCCUGGUGCUUGGCGGCGUGUUCCUGUGCGGCGCCGCGGCCAACGCCGUCCGCGUCUACCUCAUGCAGACGUCAGGUCAGCGCAUCGUGAAUAGGUUGAGAGCUUCGCUCUUUUCCUCGGUUCUGAGGCAGGAGGUCGCUUUCUUUGACAAGACGCGCACCGGAGAGCUGAUCAACCGCCUGUCCUCGGACGCGGCCCUGCUGGGGCGCUCGGUGACCGAGAACCUCUCGGACGGGCUCAGGGCCGGAGCCCAGGCUUCCAUUGGCGUUGCCAUGAUGUUUUUUGUCUCCCCUAAUCUGGCCACUUUCGUUUUGAGUGUGGUGCCUCCAAUAUCCAUCCUUGCUGUGCUUUAUGGCCGAUACCUACGGAAACUGACCAAAGUCACUCAGGACUCCCUGGCACAAGCCACUCAGCUAGCUGAGGAACGUAUUGGAAAUAUAAGAACUGUUCGAGCUUUUGGGAAAGAAAUGACUGAAAUAGAGAAAUACACCAGCAAAGUGGACCAUGUGAUGCAGUUAGCAAGGAAAGAGGCAUUUGCUCGGGCUGGCUUCUUUGGAGCAACCGGGCUCUCUGGGAACCUGAUCGUGCUUUCUGUGCUGUACAAAGGAGGGCUGCUGAUGGGCAGUGCCCACAUGACAGUGGGUGAACUCUCUUCCUUCCUAAUGUAUGCUUUCUGGGUUGGAUUAAGCAUUGGAGGUCUGAGCUCCUUCUACUCAGAGCUGAUGAAGGGACUGGGUGCCGGGGGCCGCCUCUGGGAGCUCCUCGAGAGAGAGCCGGAGCUUCCUUUCAAUGAGGGGGCCAUUUUGAACGAGAAGAGCUUCCAGGGUGCUUUGGAGUUCAAGAACGUGCAUUUUGCCUAUCCAGCUCGCCCAGAGGUGCCCAUAUUCCAGGAUUUCAGCCUUUCUAUCCCAGCAGGAUCCAUCACAGCGCUGGUUGGCCCAAGUGGUUCUGGCAAAUCAACAGUGAUUUCUCUCCUGCUGAGGCUGUACGACCCCAGCGCUGGAACGAUCAGUCUUGAUGGCCGUGACAUCCGUCAGCUAAAUCCAGUCUGGCUGAGAUCCAAGAUUGGGACAGUGAGUCAGGAACCAAUUUUGUUUUCUUGCUCAAUUGCGGAGAACAUUGCCUAUGGCGCAGACGACCCUUCCUCGGUGACGGCCGAGCAGGUAGAGAAAGUGGCUGGUGUAGCCAAUGCAGCUGCUUUCAUCCGACAUUUCCCUCAAGGGUUCAACACUGUGGUCGGAGAAAAGGGCGUGCUCCUCUCAGGUGGGCAGAAACAGCGAAUUGCAAUUGCCCGCGCUCUGCUUAAGAAUCCCAGAAUUCUUCUCCUAGAUGAAGCAACCAGUGCACUGGACGCUGAAAACGAGUAUCUCGUUCAGCAAGCUCUGGAUCGACUGAUGGAAGGAAGGACGGUGUUCAUCAUCGCCCAUCGUCUGUCCACCAUUAAGAAUGCCAAUAUGGUAGCUGUCCUUGACCAGGGGAAGAUCACCGAGUGUGGGAAACACGAAGAACUGCUUUCGAAACCAGACGGGAUAUACAGGAAAUUAAUGAAUAAACAGAGUUUUAUUUCAGCAUAAAGAAGCAAUUAUUGGUAAACUUAAUAUGAGACACUUCAAAGCAAAGCAGCACUGCAGGAAGAAAAAUUUUUAAAAACUCAGGCUGUAUGAAAUCUGUAAAUCAUACUUCAAGUUAUUUGAAAUCUGCCUAUUUUUUCCAAAGAUUGUAAAAUAUUGUUUUGAGAUCGACCUGUUCUCAAGACCUUUUUAUUCAGAGUUUUAAUAAUUGUAACUUUCUAAAUGUCAAGCUCACUGAAGUUAUUUUCAGGUUUUGUACUUUUAUCUUGGAAUAUUUUGAUUAAUAUAGUCUGGCACCUCACUUUCUUUUAUCUGCUGUUAUAAAUUGAAGCUAUUGUCAAAUGACAACUUUUAAAAGGGAAUUAUAAAUAAAGAGCCUAAUUAUUUUAGGCCACUUUACCAAUCACUGUGUAAUCUCUUGGUAGUACUCUACCUACUUUGAGUAUCAUUUUACCAGGUAGCAUAAUAGAAGGUGAAAAUCUAACCCUUUAUUUUAUCCUGAUAAUCUCAUAAAGCAAACCUGACAUAUAUAUAUGUGUGUGUGUGUGUGUGUGUGUGUGUGUGUGUGUGUGUGUGUGUAUCUAUAUAUAUAUAUGUAUAUAUAUAGAUACACACACACACAGAAAUAGUUAACGUCACAUGGCGAGGAGGGAUCAUGUAUAUUCCCCAUCUCCUCUGUCUUCAGAGGUGUGAAAGUUCAGGGACAUGUGUUCCUCUGGGCUGAGACUGUGUUUGGAUGUGUGCAUUUUCAACAUUUUUGGCACAUGAGAACCUGAUGAGUUGUGAAAAGGGAAGAGGCCCCAUCCUUUGAAUAUGAGAACUUCUGAUUUCAUUAUUUACAUAUUUGUUUCUGUGAAUUUGGGAAGCCAGGCAUGAACUGCCAGGUAUUAUCAAGAAGGAUGUAAAAAUGAAUUUUACAUUUAUGUUGUCUGAGGCAUGUGUCUUGAAAAUUAUUUUUUAAGAGUUUAUAAUUCCUAGCCAAAUUUUACAGCUUUUUAUCAGUUACUUAGUUUUGAAAUUUCAUUCAAUGAGGCUAAAUUCCAAAAUUAUUAAUAUAACUGUAAUGUUCAACCUUAAAACAUUUGAAGGAAGCUUACAUGUUCUUGCUAUUCUGCAGAAGAUCAAGAAACCUUAAGAGCUUGUCACUCUUCUGAAAAGAGGACGUAACUAACCGUCUUUCUUUUAUUUGUGGUUAUAGUUUUGUUCACCUACAUUUGUGAAAAUUCCUCAAGCAAUGCUGACGCCAUUGGAUUUGUCAUAUUUCAUGUCAGCACCAUUAAUUUGCUGUUGCCUCAAGAAUAAGUACUUUUCUACAUUGAUAAUGCCAGAACCUAAGAAGUAACAGUGCUGAUGUG
This is a messenger RNA of Balaenoptera acutorostrata (minke whale), 3686 nucleotides long. RefSeq names its product ATP binding cassette subfamily B member 10 (gene ABCB10). Gene Ontology annotation, biological process: transmembrane transport. Gene Ontology annotation, cellular component: membrane. Lineage: Eukaryota; Metazoa; Chordata; Mammalia; Artiodactyla; Balaenopteridae. The transcript is spliced from 13 exons. Gene Ontology annotation, molecular function: ABC-type oligopeptide transporter activity; ATP binding; ATP hydrolysis activity. The record is from RefSeq and is a predicted model, not a curated record. Bases 139 to 2334 code for a protein of 731 amino acids.